GGAAUUUCCGAACAUUCUCGCGAGUUUAGGAACGAAAGAAUGGCGGUGCUCCUUGAAACGACGUUAGGCGAUAUUGUUAUUGAUUUGUUCACAGAGGAAAGACCAAAAACUUGCCUCAACUUCCUGAAACUAUGCAAGAUAAAGUACUACAACUAUUGCCUCGUCCACAACGUCCAGAGAGACUUCAUUGUGCAGACCGGAGAUCCUACCGGGACAGGCCGGGGUGGAGAAUCUAUCUACAGCAAAAUCUAUGGGGACCAGGCCCGCUUUUUUGAUGUAGAGAAAGCGCCACGCAUCAAACACAGGAAGAAAGGGACUGUGUCCAUGGUGAACAACGGAAAUGAUCAACAUGGCUCACAGUUCCUUAUAACCAUGGGUGAGAACUUGGACUACCUGGAUGGAGUUCACACAGUGUUUGGGGAAGUGACAGAAGGCAUGGACAUCUUGGACAAAAUCAAUGAGACCUUCGUUGACAAGGACUUUGUUCCAUUUCAGGAUAUCAGGAUAAACCACACGGUGAUCCUGGAAGACCCGCUCGAUGACCCUCCCGAUUUGCCAGUGCCUGAUCGAUCACCUGAACCCACCAAAGAGCAGCUAGAUAGCGGCAGAAUUGGAGCUGACGAGGUGAUCGAUGAUACGGAUGGUAAAGCCGCAGAGGAGUUGGAGGAGAGGUUGAAGGAGAAAGAAGCCAAGACUCAGGCCAUCCUGCUGGAGAUGGUGGGCGACCUCCCUGAUGCUGAUAUGAGGCCUCCAGAGAACGUGCUGUUUGUGUGCAAACUAAAUCCGGUAACCACUGACGAGGAUCUAGAAAUUAUCUUCUCCCGCUUUGGAACCAUACAAAGCUGUGAGAUCAUCAGAGACUGGAAAAGUGGAGAUUCCCUGUGUUACGCUUUCAUUGAGUUUGAUAAGCAAGAAGAUUGUGAAAAGGCAUAUUUCAAAAUGGACAACGUGCUGAUCGAUGAUCGACGCAUUCACGUAGACUUCAGCCAGUCGGUCGCAAAGAUCAGAUGGAAAGGCAAAGGUGGGAAGUAUACUAAAGAUGACUUCAAAGCCUACGAGAAGGAUGUGGAGAACCGAUCCAAACUUGCCCUCAAGGAUCAAGUGAAGCCGAAACAAGAUUCCAAGUAUGACCUGAUAAUUGAUGAAGAAGAGGAGGCGACAAGCCACCGGCACUCUGAGAAGAAGCACAAGGAGAAGAGGCACCAUCAUCAUUCAGAUGAUGAGGACACCAGGAAGUCCAAAAAGCACAAGGACAACAAGGAACGCCGGCAAGACAGAAAGCGCUCUCAAUCCCGCUCACGCUCCAAAGAACGGGACCACAAGCACAGCAGGACGCAGCAGCAGCACGGAAGAGAGGGCCACGACAAAGGCCACAGCGACCGGAGCCGUAGCGGCUCCUCCAAGAGAUCCAAUGAGAGAGAGAGAAGUAGGUACAGGUGAGGAAAUGGAGCCAAGGAGAUGCGGCCACCCUACGCGCGGUAUUAUCGAUCUGCUGGUUCUCUUUUACAUCAUUUUGAGUUUAAGAAAAAAAAAACAAUUGGAUGAUGUUUAAUUCCUCUUCCCAUUGUCUUGAAGAGGAACAAAUGUGUGUAAUUGUUUUUUUAAAUAAAAAAAACCCUCAAUGUA
Molecule: messenger RNA, 1626 nt
Organism: Gasterosteus aculeatus aculeatus (three-spined stickleback)
Lineage: Eukaryota; Metazoa; Chordata; Actinopteri; Perciformes; Gasterosteidae
Gene: ppil4
Product: peptidylprolyl isomerase (cyclophilin)-like 4
Biological process (GO): protein peptidyl-prolyl isomerization
Cellular component (GO): nucleus
Molecular function (GO): RNA binding; peptidyl-prolyl cis-trans isomerase activity
Source: RefSeq, a predicted model, not a curated record